Molecule: messenger RNA, 1557 nt
Organism: Oncorhynchus gorbuscha (pink salmon)
Lineage: Eukaryota; Metazoa; Chordata; Actinopteri; Salmoniformes; Salmonidae
Product: transmembrane protein 255B-like
Exons: 9
Coding region: 203-1150 (315 amino acids)
Source: RefSeq, a predicted model, not a curated record
UUGGAGCGGGAUUUUACGCGUGCAUAUUUGGUAACACUUUGGCCAACCGUGCGCGCAGUGCUCUUAUAAAACAUUUGAAGAGCUCCAUGCUCAACAGACCGUGCGGAGGUAUUCUGAUAUCAGCACAGUAGACGUAGCGCAUUGGCUCACUCAGGGAUAUUGUGGAUAUUAUACUACUCCGUGGAGCAUCCGUUUGGGGAGCAUGACAACCGGAGCCAUUCGGGACGCAGCGGAUCGGGAGAAGCCCGCUCUCAGUCAAGCAGAACUGAUGAAGAGGAGGAACAGGAUGGCGAUAUGGCUGGUACUGGGCAUGCUCUGUCUGUCCCUGGUCCUGGUCAUUCUGGGGAUCUACACCACCACUCGCACAGAGAGCCUCAGCAUCACCGGAUACACCUCUGGAGUCAUUUUGGCGUUUGGAUCCUUCCUGGGUGUUCUUGGACUCUGCCUGGAGGAAAACCGAAAACAGCUGCUUGUGGCGGCCAUUGUUUUCCUCAGCUUCGGGAUCAUUGCCUCCUUCCUGUGUCUGGUGGUGGAUGGCGUCUUCAUCGUUUUCAACGUGGAUGUCCGUCCUCUGAAAGCAGGGAGAUGCCAGUUUUACACAAGUGGAAAUAGCUACAUCUAUGAGAAUUACUAUGCCUCUGUGCCGUGCCAGGGUCUCACGGAGUCAUGUACUAUGAAGGUACGCAGUGGGACCUGCUACUGCUGCGACCUUUAUGACUGUGCCAAUGGGGGCUACAUGAACAACUACUAUGAGUUUGUGGGUGUGCGGAGCUGCGGGGACGUGCUGUCCCUGUACGUGUUGAUCUGGGUGCUGACCAGCCUCAACCUGGUGGCCUUCUUCCUGGGUAUCCUGACCACUGCUGUGCUGGGAAGCAUCAAGGACCAGAGGAGCAGCUCAGUGACCCUGCUGUCAUCUCAUCUCUCAGAGGGUGGAUGUCUUUCCUCCGCCACUGCCCCCCUGCUGAUGGACAACACCAACAAAGGACACCAACACCUCUACCCGAGAGCCUCCUUAUACUUUGCCCCAGUAGCGGGGAAGGAGUUCCCCCAGAGUGAUCCAUCAGUACCCCUCCAUCCCGACCCCAACCCCCCUCCCUUCGCCCCGCUCUAUAACCUGCUGCCCUACAAACCACAGAACUUUUCUGUCUGAAUGAACCUCCCUAUUCCAGCGUUCUGUUGCCAACUUGUCAUACAACUAGGGCCAGGUGUUUCCUCCAGGCACUCCUGGCCCUAGACAUGACAGUCAUAACACAUCCAGGGGGAUCUGUAUUUUGGAGUUUAUUUUAGAAUAGUUGUUGGGUAUGGUGUAAAAUGUCUGUAUAUGAAAUGUAAAUACGUUGAGCUAUUUCAAAUGAUUUGUCAAUUCUUUUGGUCUUAUGCUGUGCAUUCUACAAACGAGUGAAAAGGCUCAUUAUUUAAGACCUUUUGUGAAAUGUGUGGUUUGACAAAAUACAUGUACUUUUUUUAUACAUCUUAAAAUCAAAUGUAUCUGCUAAUAAAGUAAUAACAAGUCAUGUUAAGUCUUUUUUUCUGAUUAAAUUAACUAAUGGACCGACA